Tupaia belangeri chinensis (Chinese tree shrew) is the source of this 2365-nucleotide messenger RNA. RefSeq names its product forkhead box J1 (gene FOXJ1). Gene Ontology annotation, cellular component: nucleus. The record is from RefSeq and is a predicted model, not a curated record. Gene Ontology annotation, biological process: regulation of transcription by RNA polymerase II. Gene Ontology annotation, molecular function: DNA-binding transcription factor activity, RNA polymerase II-specific; RNA polymerase II cis-regulatory region sequence-specific DNA binding. NCBI's taxonomy places the organism in Eukaryota, Metazoa, Chordata, Mammalia, Scandentia, Tupaiidae.
CUGACGGGGCCCUCGAGCUGGGGGCGGAGAGCCGCGGGGGGGUGGGAGGAACUUCUUCCAGAACCUUCCUCUGGCCCAGGCUGCGCUCUGUGCCAGGCGCCACACACGUAUUCGGAGGAGGCGGCCCCGGGGUCGCAGGAUGGGAGUGCGUGUCCGCCAGGCGGUAUAACUGGAGCCCCGGGAGUCAGCGGGCCGGACAGUACGGCGGGCCACCCCCGGCUCAGCCCCUGGAUGGUGACCGCCCCCUCGGAGAGUCCCUGCAGACAUGGCAGAGAGCUGGCUGCGCCUCUCGGGAGCAGGGCCGGCAGAGGAGGGCGAGGGUGGCCUGGAGGAGCCGGACGCCCUAGAUGACAGCCUGACCAGCCUGCAGUGGCUUCAGGAAUUCUCCAUCCUCAACGCCAAGGCCCCCGCCCUGCCCCCGGCGGGCACUGACCCCCACGGCUAUCACCAGGUGCCAGGCUCUGCGGCACCCGGGUCGCCCCUGGCUGCUGAUCCCGCCUGCCUGGGGCAGCCGCACACGCCAGGCAAGCCCACGUCGUCGUGCACGUCGCGAAGCGCGCCCCCGGGGCUGCAGGCCCCGCCCCCCGACGACGUGGACUACGCCACCAACCCACACGUGAAGCCGCCCUACUCUUAUGCCACGCUCAUCUGCAUGGCCAUGCAGGCCAGCAAGGCCACCAAGAUCACUCUGUCGGCCAUCUACAAGUGGAUCACGGACAACUUCUGCUACUUCCGCCAUGCCGAUCCCACCUGGCAGAAUUCGAUCCGCCACAACCUGUCCCUGAACAAGUGCUUCAUCAAAGUGCCCCGGGAGAAGGAUGAGCCGGGCAAGGGGGGCUUCUGGCGCAUCGACCCCCAGUACGCUGAGCGGCUGCUGAGCGGGGCCUUCAAGAAGCGGAGGCGGCCCCAGGUCCACAUCCACCCGGCCUUUGCCCGCCAGGCCGCCCAGGAGCCCAGCGCUGUCCCCUGGGCCGGGCCGCUGACCGUCAACUCGGAGGCCCAGCAGCUGCUGCGGGAGUUCGAGGAGGCCACAGGGGAGGCCAGCUGGGGUGCAGGGGAGGGCAGGCUCGGCCAUAAGCGCAAGCAGCCGCUGCCCAAGCGGGUGGCCAAGGUCCUGCGGCCCCCUAGCACCCUGCUGCUGACCCAGGAAGAGCAGGGGGAGCUGGAGCCCCUCAAAGGCAACUUUGACUGGGAGGCCAUCUUCGACACGGGCACUCUGGGCGGGGAGCUGGGCACACUGGAGGCCCUGGAGCUGAGCCCCCCGCUGAGCCCUGUCUCGCAUGGGGACGUGGACCUCACCGUCCACGGCCGCCACAUCGACUGCCCUGCCACCUGGGGGCCUCCGGCGGAGCAGGUCGCCAACAGCCUGGACUUCGACGAGACCUUCCUGGCCACGUCCUUCCUGCAGCACCCGUGGGACGAGAGUGGCAGGGGCUGCCUCCCCCCGGAACCCCUCUUGGAGCCGGGAGAUGCCACUCUGGCCGCUGACCUGCAGGACUGGGCCAGUGUGGGCGCCUUCUUGUAAGAGGCCAGGCCCUGCCCCCACCUCCGGACAGUGCCCAAAUCAGGGCCCAGGAACUGCCCCCCCUAACACUCCUCUGCCCAGGCAGGGGCUGGGUCAGGCCCCCAAGGCAGGCCCCACAAGGCCACACCGCCACCCGCCCAGGCUGCCCUCAGAAUCAAGCCCAGGAGGCCAAGAACCAGGGCCCGGGACCAGAGCUGCUGCCUCCCCUCCCCAGCCCCGUACACACAGUGUUUCAUUGACCGGAGUCCCCUCGGCCCUGCACUGAGCAGCUGACGCCUGGAUGGGCCCUGGCCGGGUUGGGGAGGGACAGAACAGGGCCCUCCCCAGAGCAAUUCAGCUGUCUCCCUCUCCCUCCUGCUUCCCCAGGUCUCCAUCCAGAGAAAGUUCCCAAGUACAACAGAUGCUAAUUAGGUGACAGCAAAUUAACCCCCUGGAGGCCUCUCCCGGCAGAGACUCCCUGGAGCAGGGCUGGCAGGAGUGGGGUGGGCGGAGCUGGGCAGAGGGCUGGAGGAAAGAGGGAGCUCGAAAUGGGGGUGUGUGGGGUGGGGCUAGGAGACCUCCUCUGAGGCCUGAGGGUCUUCACCUGGCCCAUCAAUAGGGUGCAGGAGAACAUGAGUCCUUAAUCUGCCUCCUCCCCACCAGGGGUAGCUGCUCUGGGGCUGGAGUCUGCGGGGGCGUGGACAGACAGACUAAUGUAGUGUGUAGCUAGACCUGAGGCCUAACUAGGAGCGAUCCGUGGGGUCCGGGAACGGGGUAGCCCUUGCCCCUGCCUGCACUUGGAGGGGGCUGUCUCACUCCACCCUGACUCCCUGGGCUGCAGCCCACACCGACCCUCCUGCC